Messenger RNA from Cuscuta campestris, 1970 nucleotides. Lineage: Eukaryota; Viridiplantae; Streptophyta; Magnoliopsida; Solanales; Convolvulaceae. The record is from the annotation of a GenBank genome assembly.
AGCUAUAUAUGCACACUACAAAGGGGAAAGAAUACAUUAAUAAUGAAGAAGAAAACAAUAACAAAGAAGCUUCCUACUGCCUUCCCAAAUCAGCAUCCAAAUGAGUGCAUUAAUGACACGGAUGAGGGUUUCCUUUGGCUGUUUUUUUGGGGAGUGCAUGUCUGCCACAUCCCAGUAAAAAAAGCAUAGGUCCCGAGAGUCAAUGCCCCUCCUUUCUUCUCUCACAAACAAGAGUCAAAUUGUCAAAAGCAUCUCACUCCAGUUCACUCUAUAACCGCGAGUUCAGUUAUGAUAAUCCGCCCUGGUUUACGAGAAAAGAAAAAAAUUUAUCAGAGGAACCCAUCUUUUACCACUGCCAUUUCCUUUCCUCCUGCAGCCUUUGCUCUGUGUGAAUCUAUGUUCUAGCAGAACCAUAUGGAGUCCACGAAACCAGAACCCAUUCCCCACCUGGUGCCCGGAAAACCGGAAUCGGUUUCUCAUCCGGUAUCCGAGAUAAAAGAAGUGGUUUCUCGGCCUCAACUGAAUUUAGAAGAUCUGGGGGAAGACGCUGAUUCAGAUUCUUCCCCGGCUAGUUCCAGCCAAAUGGAAUCCAAAAUUCCACAGCCCAUUUCUCCUCCGGUGCCCGGAAAACCGGAUGAUCCCGUGCUUAUGAAAGAAGAAGCUGGUUCUCAAGAGAAUUUGGAAGGAACCGGAAAAGCUGCUGCUUCAGAUUCUCCGCCAGCUUGCUCCAGCCGAAUGGGAUCCAAAAAACGUGUGCUCAUUCCUCAGCCGGUGACCGGAAAAUCGGAGUCUGUCUCUCAUCAUCCGUCGCCGGAGAAACCAAGAUCAGUUUUUGACUGGAGCUCUAAAGAAACCCACAAAGAAAUUGCUUCAGAUUUUUCUCCGGUUAGCUUCUUCGAGAUGGAAAAAUGGAAACAGGACCCGGUGACCGGAAAACUAGAAACCGCUGUUUCUUCAUAUUCUUGCCCAGCUAGCUACGAAGAAAAUUCAACCACUAAUAUUCACAAGCACACUACCAGCGGAGAUGGUAUUACUGAUAUACAAUAUUCUCCGCCGGCAGAAUCGGUGGGGGAGGAUGUGGCGGGGCAGGAGGCGGCUGGGAAGAGGUCGGGGGAACAGGAUUCUUUGGCCUUGGUGAAGAUUGAUCAGUACGGCGCCGGAGACAUGGACGGAGGUGGUGCGGGAGGAGGAAGAGGCGGCGAGAACAGGCGGCGGUUGAAGGAGAGCUUGUCGGAGCUGAGGAAGUCGGAGAGGCAGAAAGCGAUGAAGAAAGGUGCUUUGAGCUUUAGGGUGUUUGGAUUUGUGUUGUGUUUGGCUUCGUUUUCCCUGAUGGUGGCUAAUCGGAAGCAGGGCUGGGCUAUGGACUCUUUCGAGCUUUACAGGGAGUUCAGGUACUCGGUGUCAGUGAAUGCCAUAGGAUUUGUAUAUUCAGGAGCACAGGCAAUUGAUUUGAUUUACCACUCUGCAACUGGAAAGAAUGUUUUCCAGCACCCUUUCCGCUCUCUCUUUGAUUUCUUGGUCGAUCAGGUGAUAGCGUACCUUCUAAUAUCUGCAUCGUCUUCGGCUAUCACACGAGUUGAAGAAUGGCGAUCCAAUUGGGGAGAGGACAAGUUCCCAGAUAUGGCAAGUGCUUCUGUGAUCGUUUCCUUCAUCGCCUUUGUUGCCUUGGCAUUUAGUUCUCUCAUAUCCGGUUAUGCCCUUUGCACUCCCAAAUCUGUGCACACAUGAGUGAUCACAAUUCACGACUUGCAAAAUGUACACUUUUUUUUUUCUUCACAAAUUUUGAAGUGGUCAAAUUUUGUAUAUUUAGGGCCUGUUCUUUGUUACACCAUUCUGGUCAUCUAUGAGCCAAAUGUUAGUUGUGCGUAUGUGUGUGUGAUUGAUAAGGUUCUUUGUGUAAUCAACCUGAUACAACCAUGUAUGAUUUCUUUAAAACGAAAAGGAAAAAACAAAAAAUUAUCGUAGCAUCU